UUAGGUUUCAAUUCCAAACAUGGUUAUCCUUGUAGGGCCGUCUCUCUCUCUCCCUCCCUCUCUCUCUCUCUCUCCCUCUCCCCACUCACACUGGUCUAUCUCUCUCUCACUGACACUCUCUCCCUCUCUCUACUACUCUUUCAGCCCUCCCCUCUCCUCUCUUUCCUUCUCGCUCUCUCUCUCUAUGACUGUUGCUGUGCCUUUCCCUCUUUCAGUGACCAGGAUCACUCAUUUCAUUGUACAUGUUGGAGGGGAGAGGGAGGUUCGUGGGUGAAACACAGGCGAACAUGCUGAGGAGUGUGGGAACAGAGAUGGACAACAGACCCUUAAUAUGAAGACGACCCCAUUCCAGGGCGACAGCCUCGACUUGCCAAAGAGUGUUCAAAGUGCAACAAGUGAUUUGUCGUAGGAAUAACCAAUUGCUGUAAAUGAACAGGACUUCAGAACCAGCGGUGGGAACAGUCUGUCAGCAUUGCUGACAUUUCGGAGAUGUCCCUCUGAACUAAUCGGCACAGUCUUUGGAGGACAAGAUUUUCGCCUGCUCUAUCCUCUUCUACCUUACAGUUGUUCUGUCUUUUGAAAUAACAUAAAAUGUAUUGUUGUCAGACAAAGUAGGUUGGUAACAACAGGUGAGGACAACUUCAACCUUCACAAACACACAUACUGUGCACAGUGUGAGGUAAGACGAAAAAAAGCCCUUCAACUCCCACACGCACCCACACACAUUGAGUUAAGAGACAGAAAACACACAAACACACACACACACACACACACACACACACACAUACAGUACAGUGGGGUAAUACACAAGAGAGGAACCAACCAAACAUAAAUAAUGAGUGGGGACGCCAGCAGCAGCAAUGGCACCGUGCUGGGCAGCGUGCUGUACGGGCACCAGCCGUGCGACGGCUUCACCAACACCACAGAGGGCGCCCUGUACCACCUGGGCAACACCGUGCUGAUUCUGGGCUACAUGGGCGGCAGCGGAGCCUACGGUGCCCUGUACAUCUUCACCCUGCUGACGCCCGCUCACGUCUGCCUGGCGCUCUGGGGUUUCCUGACCGUCUGCGGCCUGGACGUGUUUGUGUGGCACGUGCUGCUGGUGGCGGCGUGCCUGGCACAGAUCUGCCACCUGGUCGUGCGGCUGCUGCGGGACGGGCUGCCCGGCGAGGAGCUGGCGGCGCUCUACCAGGCCGUCUACGCGCCCCUGGGCGUGCCCGUGCAGGUGUUCAAGGAGAUCACGGGCGCCGCCGAGGACAAGGUGCUGACGCUGGGCGAAGAGGAGACCUACGCCGUGGAGGGCAAGACGCCCAUCGACCAGCUCUCCUACCUGCUCUCAGGGAGGAUCCGAGUGUCCCUGGAGGGUCAGUUCCUGCACUAUAUUUUCCCCCACCAGUUCCUGGACUCCCCGGAGUGGGAAUCACUGAGGCCGACAGAGGAGGGGAACUUUCAGGUGACCCUGACGGCAGAGACGGACUGCCAGUACAUCUCGUGGCGCCGCAAGCGUCUCUACCUGCUGCUGUCGCGCGACCGCUAUGUGGCGCGCCUCUUCUCCGUCAUGCUAGGCAACGACAUCGCCGACAAGCUGUACUCGCUCAACGACAAGCUCUUCGCCAAGAGCGGCGUGCGCCUCGACAUACGCCUGCCCAGCCUCUACCAUGUCCUGGCGCCCUCCACCCCCACCAGCGAGACCGGUGGCAGUGGCAGCGGCAGCAGCUCCGUCCCGCCUUCCGGCAGCCAUGGCGACCAGACCGUAGUGACCAUGGACCCCCAUCCUCAUCAUGCGGCACCACAACAGAGGCCCAACAGCCAGAGGCCUCCCCAGCCGGAGGGUAGCGGGGCAGGAGGAAGAGCGCCCCCUGUGGGGCCCUCCACGCGGCAGCCGUCCUUCCCCUCGGACACCGAGCUGCCGUCCGGUGCUGGCUUCUCCACUGCUCAAGUUUAUCCGAGGGAGACAGCUCAGCGGGCGCGACAGUGUUCAACCUGAGGGGUCGGGCUCCUCUGGCCCCUACAGACACCCCCAUGCUGUGACAUUUGGUCUAGGCCAGCACAAAGACACCGACCGUACCAUGGCUGUUCAUGGGGGGAGCAAGGCCCCACACCAUCCUUCCACUUUCACACUCUCUGUCUUUGUCUAAUUUUCUCUUUUGUUUCUCCCUGAUUGCUCCAGUCUUCAGUUCAUUUCUUAUCUCUCUGUCCUUCCUUCUCAAACACAAAAUAAUGCAGCUAUAGGCCUAGGUUGGUUGGUUGCAACUAAGGAAACUAUAAAUAGCUCUGAUUGGACCACAAUCUAACCAAUCAUCAUGGUGUCUCAACUGCAAAAAAGACAGACAUAUGAAUGUAAUUGGCUACGGAUAUCCUAUGUUAGUGGAAUCAUGGACUGUCACAACUGUAAUGUAUCAACUAACUUUCUGGGCAAUGCAAAUCUCCUAUCUACUUUGUACGAUGAAGAUCUAUAUGAACUCAUAAUAAUUAAACCAUUUAGGGGUUACGUUGACAUGGCAACAGAGUUUUAGCAAACGGAAAUGCAAAUGGCUAUUUAAAACACACACACACACACACACACACACACACACACACACACACACACACACACACACACACACACACACACACACACACACACACACACACACACACACACACACACACACACACAAAGAAUGCUGCAUUGUCUGGAUUCCACUGGAUAUGUUAAGUGAUAAGUAAUCCACAAUAAAAACAAGUCCAUGACUUAAAACAUCAAUAUCUAAACAGGGCCCUAAACACCACCUUGAAUGCCAAACAUCACCUCAGUAUUAAUGAAUGACAGGAACUCAGAGUCUUUGUCUUGGUAUGGUAGCAUAUUUAAUCCCAUGAUGACAAUGACAUCACUUUCGAUCUGUUUCCCUCACGUACAUGUCUUGUUGUUUAACAAUGUUAAAUAUUUGUUUAGAUGUUGUGUUAAUGAAUGCAUUAUGAUUCCACAUCGCUAUGGGCACGUGUUUUAAUGCUUGAAAAACAAAACAAAGGGAAUUGUGGGAAAAGGGGAAAGUGUGUUUAAUUUGAUUCGGUGUCUGACCGCAGAGAAUAAAGGGAUAGUAAGUCACAUCAUACACAUGUUACAUUUUUUUCUUUCCUUUUUUUCCCAAAUGAUAGGCCUACAAGCUUCCAGGAUUCCAAAAACAACAGUUGAUAUUUGUUGGUUUUACAGGAUGUUCAGAGUGCAAAAAGACACAUUUAACACCAUACAGAAAUGCAGUCCAUCACAAAAAAAUGUGAAAAAAGUGUGACUUUGUUUUUUUUCUCCUUUUCAAAUGGAUGUGACUGCCUGCAUAUUGACAUGAUUUAAAAAAAAACAUUUUGGGGCCAAACUAAUGUCUCAAUAAAGUUCUAUUUUAAAAAAGGAUAA
This is a messenger RNA of Engraulis encrasicolus (European anchovy), 3391 nucleotides long. It is a transcript of the gene popdc2, whose product is annotated as popeye domain containing 2. NCBI's taxonomy places the organism in Eukaryota, Metazoa, Chordata, Actinopteri, Clupeiformes, Engraulidae. The record is from RefSeq and is a predicted model, not a curated record. Gene Ontology annotation, cellular component: sarcolemma. Gene Ontology annotation, molecular function: cAMP binding. Gene Ontology annotation, biological process: heart development; skeletal muscle tissue development; regulation of membrane potential. Bases 836 to 1987 code for a protein of 383 amino acids. The transcript is spliced from 5 exons.